GACCUCAGCCUUUUGAAUUAAAGGAAUUGAAGGAAAAUGAUGGAAAAGAGUGGAAUAGAGAGGACACCACCUGGGACUCCUCCACCAAAUCCGGCAGGACUGGCUUCUGCUGCUAUGGCCUCUACUCCAGUUCCUUUAGCUGCAACCAGUUCUUUCUCUCCUCCAAAUGUGUCCUCUGUGCAUUCCUUACCACCACACUCAUACUCCACCCCUCAGCCAUCCCUUCCUCCCGUGAGGCCAUCAGUACCGUUAUCUUUUGUGCCUCCUCCUCCAGUUCCUUCUGCUCCACCUCUUGUUACUUCUGUCCCACCUUCUGCUGCUCCAUCAACUGCUGCUGCCUUCAGUAGUCCUCCUUUAUCCCAGUUCCCACCUUCAACUUCUGCCCCAAGCACUCUUUUAUCAGCUCCCUCUUCGGGUCCUCCCACAUCGGGAUUUUCUGUUGGUUCAACUUACGACAUUACAAGGGGUCAUGCAGGAAGAGCUCCCCAGACACCCCUGAUGCCAUCAUUUUCUGCACCUGCAGUAACAGGUGUUUUGCCAACUCCUAUGACUCAGCGAGCCAGUUUGACAUCUCUGGCACAGGGAAGAACCACAUCAGCCAUUACUUUCCCAGAGGAACAAGAAGAUCCUAGGAUUGGUAAUAAUCAGGAUGAAGCGUCUCCUGGUGGAAUCUGGGGUUUUAUUAAGGGUGUGGCUGGGAAUCCUAUGGUGAAAUCUGUGCUUGAUAAAACAAAACAUUCGGUAGAAAGCAUGAUUACAACGCUGGACCCUGGCAUGGCUCCAUAUAUCAAAUCUGGAGGUGAACUAGAUAUUGUAGUGACCUCAAAUAAAGAGGUAAAGGUUGCUGCUGUCCGAGAUGCCUUCCAGGAAGUCUUUGGCUUAGCUGUGGUUAUAGGGGAAGCUGGACAGUCCAAUAUUGCCCCACAGCCAGUGGGCUAUGCAGCUGGAUUAAAAGGAGCCCAGGAACGGAUAGAUAGCUUGCAUCGAGCUGGAGUGAUCCAUCAAAAACAGACUGCUGUGUCAGUAGAAAACUUCAUUGCAGAAUUGCUGCCUGACAAAUGGCUUGACAUUGGUUGUUUGAUAGUUGAAGAUCCUGUCCAUGGCAUUCAUCUAGAAACAUUUACACAAGCCACACCAGUGCCGUUGGAAUUUGUACAACAGGCUCAAAGUCUAACUCCCCAGGACUACAGUCUAAGAUGGUCAGGCCUUUUGGUAACAGUGGGUGAAGUCCUGGAAAAGAGUUUGUUAAAUGUCAGCCGGACUGAUUGGCACAUGGCCUUUACUGGCAUGUCUCGUCGACAGAUGAUCUACAGUGCAGCCAAAGCAGUAGCAGGAAUGUAUAAACAGCGUCUACCACCUAGGACCAUGUGAGAGAAGACUUACCUAGGAUACAGAGACUUUUCCUCUCUUUUUAGCUUGUUGUUAAAAAAGAGAUUACACCUUCUUUAAAUUGAAUAGCUUUAUUGAAUCCUGCAGUUUUUAUAAUUUUCCCGAGUC
Choloepus didactylus (southern two-toed sloth) is the source of this 1497-nucleotide messenger RNA. RefSeq names its product protein PRRC1-like. Gene Ontology annotation, biological process: activation of protein kinase A activity. Gene Ontology annotation, cellular component: cytoplasm. The record is from RefSeq and is a predicted model, not a curated record. Gene Ontology annotation, molecular function: protein kinase A regulatory subunit binding. NCBI's taxonomy places the organism in Eukaryota, Metazoa, Chordata, Mammalia, Pilosa, Megalonychidae.